Molecule: messenger RNA, 1368 nt
Organism: Phlebotomus argentipes
Lineage: Eukaryota; Metazoa; Arthropoda; Insecta; Diptera; Psychodidae
Exons: 3
Coding region: 1-1368 (455 amino acids)
Biological process (GO): intraciliary transport
Cellular component (GO): cytoplasmic dynein complex; ciliary plasm
Molecular function (GO): dynein heavy chain binding; dynein light chain binding
Source: RefSeq, a predicted model, not a curated record
AUGUUCACGACUUUUUCCUCAGACGUCGUGGAGUUCCAAUCAACAUUCAAAUACGAUCAAACGGUUGAUUUGCUCUCGCGCAGCGUUUUGACUGAUCCGCCGGCGGAGAAAUGCGACGCCUUCACCAACACCAUCUCACCAAGGAGUGUCUCCAUCCAGACAGAGUCUCCAGUCACGGGGAUUGUGCAGCUAAAGGAUGGGAAUGAGAAGAAAUUGGCGCAGUGGCUGCAGAAAAUCCUGCCACUGGUUGAAGAGGAGCUCAGAAUGGGAAUGUCACCGUGUCUUCAAACGUUUUCAAGCAGAGAAUCUCAAUCACCAGCGAAGAUAAGCUUCCUGGAGUGUCUCAAUGUCAAGAUUCCCGAUGUGGCGAGUGGGAAAUUAGUCAGAGGUGCAGCCACGUGGCUCUCUCUGGCCACCGGAGGCGCUCCAUCUCUCGCUCUGGCUUGUACUACGGUCCACGAAUCCUGGUGUGAACACAACACGCCAAGUGUCAUUCUCUACGUCCCCAAACGAACAGACUCUCAGGGAAUUGGCGGUGUUAACUACACAGAAUCUCAGACAAUUCCCGUCAAGUCUUGCAUUCAAAUCCUGUCCACAAACUCUCACAACAGAGACAUCUUCGCAGGCGGAACAGUUCUGGGUGACUUGUACAUUUGGCAUCAUGAGCAGCAUCAAGAGAGAGACUCUGUCAGGGAAUUGUUCUCAGGAACCACUCAAAAUGGGGAAAUUGUGGCCAUGUCUUGGCUCAAGCAACGGCCAUCCUUGCAGGAUGUGAAUCUCCUGACUUGCCACACGGAUGGUGUGGUGGAAUCCUGGAAAAUUCUGGCCAGCACGCAAGUGAUUCACGAGAAAACCUUCAGAAUCUCAGCCAAGGGACAAAAAUUCCCAGCCAUUGAUCAAACAUCCACUCUCAAGACAAUUGUCUCAAUUGACGAUCGGAGUGAAUUUGUGAUCGGAACUGAGGAUGGAAGAGUGAUUCUCUGCUCAGCUAAUCAACUGUCAACCAUCCGAGGAGCGAAGAAUGUCUACGAUCCCGUCCUGGCAGACUUGGAAGCCCAUCAAUUCCCAGUGACUUCGCUGCAAAUGGUUUCUCACGGAGGACGACAACUGCUCGCGAGUUGUGACUUGACUGGAGAGGUCUUCUUUCAUGACAUCACAGGAUCAACAUCAGCAGAUCCUGUGGUCAUCCUCAAGAUGCCUCUUCCCUUCAAGAACACCAUUGCAAUUGGCAAGAAUCUUCAGUUCAUCGUGAGUCCCGGAGAGUUUGGUAGUCUGGAGAUUUUCACAGCAUCUUCCGGACUAAAGUCCUCAAUCGAUGGCAAUCUGAGAGGAAAAGGCAACGUUUUGGCCAUCAGCAACAACAGGUGA